AUUUUUAUAGUAAUUACGUUACAAAGUAGAUCUUGAAGAUGGAUCUAGAGGCAGAGCCGCUCGGGGAUGCAUCCCAUAAAGAUGCUAGGGGUAAUAGCAUAGCUCUCGUUAUUGUUUAGAUUUAAAAUUUCUUUUAAAAUGAUCUUUCACUUAGAGGCAGUGUCAUUCGGCGCAGAGUCGCUAGGGGAUGCAGCCCCUAAAGAUGCUAGAGGUAAUAAGAUAGCCUUUCGUAAUUGUUUAGAUUUAAAAUUUCUUUUAUAUUGGUGAUGAUGAAACAUGUUUGUAGCUAUUUUUCUUUUUAUGCUAGGGGUAAUAACAUAGCUCUUGUUACUUGUUUAGAUUUAAAAUUUCUUUUAAAAUGAUCUUUCAUUCAAAGGCAGAGUCAUUCGAGGCAGAGCUGCUAAGGGAUGCAACUCCUGAAGAUGCAACCCCUGCAGAUGCAGCCCCUGAAGAUGCUAGAGGCAGGUCGUCAUCUUCAUUGUCUAAGAAGAGAGGUCCUACGCGAGGUUCAAAAUUACAUGAGAAGACUUCAUUGAAAAGGGUCAUUAGGAUUAAUGAAUUUGGGCAACCGAAUGCAGGGGAUGCAAAUCAGAUCGCAUUCAAUUCAAGCAUUGGUGUUCUCACCCGUACACACAUUCCGAUCACCUACACAGACUUUCACCAAGUGCCUCCACAGUACAUUCAGAGGGUCAGUGAUAUCCUGGCGUGUAGUUAUGAAUUUCAGGGUAACCAAGAAAUGUGGCCACAAUACGUUCGUGAUCGCUGUAUGGCCACUUGGAGAAAUUUCAAGAACAAUUUGCAUAAAAAGUAUAUUAAGGACAAGGAUCCUGCAGUUGUGAAAUCGUAUCCCGCCCGUAUUGGUGUCCCUAUUGAGGAUUGGAUGAGCUUUGUGGAUUAUUGCAAUACUGAUAAAUUCAAGGAAUCAAGUGUAAGAAAUGCAUCCAAUCGGGCCAAACAAGUUGGCCCUUCUACACUUGGUCGGUGUAGCAUGGCUGCCACACGUCAUGAGAUGGCAAUUGAGAGGAAUCUUACUACUGAUGCCGAGGUUGGUAGGGCUGAGGUGUACAUCCGAGCCCAUACAACAAAGGAUAACAAAGUGCAGUUUCCAGAAACCUUUGAAAAAAUAAAAUUGAUUCAAAGUAGUAAUCCUGCAUCUCGGAUGACCAGUGUAGAUGAUGCCUUUACACAGUCAAUUGGGAGUGAUAGUAGAGGGCGCAUGCGGGGGAUAGGUGGAAAUGUAGGUAAGAUUGCAUUGAAGAAGACAAUGCCUAUUGUACACAAGCUUGGUGCGGUGUCGCGGGAACGAGAUAAUUUGGUAGAUGAAUUAGAUGAAGUGAAGAAAAGCCUGGGAGAUCUCCGCCAGAAGUUUAAUUGCUUUGUAGAUAAGCAAGGGGAACAAAGGGAUGUGGCUCCACCGACAAUUCCUCCAUUUAAAUCUAGUCAUGCAUCGUCGGUAUGUAUGCGUUUCUCUAAUACUAAUUUAAGCUUAUGAUUAUAUGCACCUCCAUUUAAAAAUACUAAUGACAUGUUAUAUGUGUACAUGUAUCCUGAUUUGGUAAAUCUUGGUAAGAGAUGCGAUCUCUGUGAUUGGAAGAAAUGGGUAAUUGCUUGUGGUGAGGUGCAUGCAGUUGAUCCAAAUACCCAUGUCCGUGGAGCAGAAAUGGACGAUGGAAAUUUUAGUGUCGUCCUGAUGGAGAUUAUAGCUCCGCGGUCAGAACUAUGGAAGGAAGAUGGUUAUCAUGAUAUGCUUGGAGAGGUCGGUGUAGGAGGAUUUGUCGUCUGGCCCAAGCUAUUUCUAACCAUCUAUCCAUGAAGUUUAUGAAUAUUAGACAUUACAAUAACUAACACAAUUAACUUUUGUUUUUAAACUAUACAAUAACAUAGACAGAUGCAUGUAUAUUAUGGAAUCGAAUGAAUUUAACACU
This is a messenger RNA of Magnolia sinica, 1925 nucleotides long. RefSeq lists its product as uncharacterized. The coding region runs from base 359 to 1492 and encodes 377 amino acids. The record is from RefSeq and is a predicted model, not a curated record. Lineage: Eukaryota; Viridiplantae; Streptophyta; Magnoliopsida; Magnoliales; Magnoliaceae. The transcript has 5 exons.